Messenger RNA from Monosiga brevicollis MX1, 1026 nucleotides. RefSeq lists its product as uncharacterized. NCBI's taxonomy places the organism in Eukaryota, Choanoflagellata, Craspedida, Salpingoecidae. Bases 1 to 1026 code for a protein of 341 amino acids. Gene Ontology annotation, biological process: spermatogenesis; meiosis I; male meiosis chromosome separation. The transcript is spliced from 8 exons. The record is from RefSeq and is a predicted model, not a curated record.
AUGACACGGGCUGAACAGGCGCACGUACUGACAGGCAUGUGGAUGUUGGUGUCAUUGCUUCUUAGCUUUGACCAUGCCCAUGCAUGCUUUAUCCACUCCGACUCGGACCAGGAAGACGCGGAUCAGGUGCUGUCUCAUGCUGUCUUACUGACCACCAACAACCUCCCUCCGGAUCCUGUGGCCAUGUCGGCCAUGGUCAUGGAGCAUCUACGCCAUCAACUCCCCCUUCGCUCACUCAGCAUGCUGCUGGGCACGGUGCGCCUUCAAGUGGAAGCCCUACAACCCGUGCUGGAGCCCGCACACGCAUUGCCCGGAGAAUGCGCAAGCGACUACAAGGCGGGAGCCACUCGGCGCAGCAAAGGCCGUUUACCCGAAUGCUUUGUCGGGCAUGGCAGUGAUGCCUUGCACAAGGGCAAUUGGACCCUCUUUGCCAUUGAGCGGUGCCGCUUCGUGGACGUGUCCGUGAUGUUUGGCCAGCCUUGGCUACUUUUGCCCACCUCCGACGUCAACUUGAAUUUUGAGGACAUGGAUGAGCAGCAUCAUCUAUUUUGCGCCCUGGCCGCGCAGCUGGACCGGGAGGACGAGUAUCUGAUCCUGGCAAGUCAGCAUGAUGACCGAGCGCCUCGUGCGCUGUACGUAUUGGCUGGUGUGGUGGACGAUGGCAUGCAUCAGCUCCUGCUCAAGGCCGUUGCAGGACAGGAGCUCGUGCUCUCCAGUGCACAUGCUGGUGCCAGUGUACAAGACUUGGCCUUCACUGCCACCCAUCGCGUCGACGAUGCCUUGGCACGGCUUCGAGUGCGCAAGAUCUUCAACCCCCUGCUCCAUCCAUUAAACCUGACGGCACAGAUUCAAGUCGCAGCCAUGCGUCAGACUGAUCGAGGUCUUUCCAGCAAGCGCCCUGUAUCAGCCACAAUCUCUGCCACGGCAGCCACCCCUGCUGCCGGCUCAAGCAAGCGUGCUGUACGUGGCAGCCGAUCAGCGCGCAAAACGCGCUUGGAGCUGAUCUCAGAAUCGCCCGCUGAGUAG